Messenger RNA from Harmonia axyridis, 1359 nucleotides. RefSeq names its product 2-acylglycerol O-acyltransferase 1-like. Gene Ontology annotation, biological process: triglyceride biosynthetic process. NCBI's taxonomy places the organism in Eukaryota, Metazoa, Arthropoda, Insecta, Coleoptera, Coccinellidae. Gene Ontology annotation, cellular component: endoplasmic reticulum membrane. Gene Ontology annotation, molecular function: diacylglycerol O-acyltransferase activity. The record is from RefSeq and is a predicted model, not a curated record. The transcript is spliced from 3 exons. Bases 64 to 1089 code for a protein of 341 amino acids.
UGAGUCUCUAUUCUAUAUAGUAACGAAUUCUCUUGAAUAUUCGACUUAAUACCUAUUAUAGAGAUGGAACUCUUCAAAAUUGAUUGGGCUCCUUUACAACUUCCUUUGAAGAGGAGAUUGCAAACAUUGGCUAUUGCUGUUGACGUAUGUGUAUCUUUGUCCUUUAUAUUUUUAGGAUAUGGUGUAUCGUACUACCUGAUGUUUCAUACGAAACUAUGGUGGGUCUUCAUAAUUUAUGUAUUUUGGAGUAUUUUCAUCGAUACCGACAGAAGUUCAGACAGAACUUCUGAAUGGUACAGAAACUGCAGUUGGUUCAAAUACUCAAGAGAUUAUUUCCCUGUGAAAUUGAACAGAAUUUCUGAGAAGGAACUCGAAUCGAAUCGUAAUUAUCUCUUUUGCUGUUUUCCUCAUGGACUAUUAAGCUUUGGUGUAAAAUUGGGUUUUACAACUAAUAGCGAAGAAUCCCGUAAAUAUUUUCCAUUUCAUUCUAUUUAUACUCAUACUUUACCACUGAACUUUUACAUCCCUAUAACCAGAGAAUUAACAAAGUCACUAAGUUUUGUUCCUACCUCCAAAGAGUGCUUAGAUCGAAAAAUGGGAAAACCUGGCGGAGGAAACAUUUCUGUUUUGGUCGUUGGGGGAGCAGAAGAAGUUUUCCAUUCCAAUCCUGGAGUACACAGUAUUUUCUUGAAGAAUAGGAAAGGGUUCAUUAAAGUAGCUCUGAGGAAUGGGUGUCCUCUGGUUCCUGUAUAUAGUUUUGGUGAAAACGAGGUAUAUGGGCAAUAUGAAUUCGGAGAAGGCUCAAUCAUGAGGAAACUACAGCGAAUGUUGAAAAAAUUGACAGGUAUUGCAUUGCCCAUUCCCAAAGGAAGAGGCUUAUUUCAAUACUCAUUUGGAGUUUUACCUUAUAGACGUCCGAUCAAUGUUGUUGUGGGUGAUCCUAUAGAUGUACAGAAAACCGAAAAUCCAAGUCAAGAACAGAUCGACAAUUUGCAUCAACUCUUCGAGCAGAAAAUGGUUGAGUUAUUCGAGAGUCAGAAGAAAUAUUAUUUAGAAGAUCAUGAAACUGCCCAUUUAGAGAUAUAUUAACAUUAUGAUCAUUCAAGUUUUUCUCAUAUAGCGUUAAUUUUAUAUUUUAUUGUAUUAUGGGAAAUUUCUCAAAUAUAUCUAUUUUAUUAGUAAAUAAUUUAUAGCUAUUAAUUAAUUCUUAGCAAAUAUAGGAAUGAUAAUUUCAAUUGUUGAGAUUAUGAAUUUAAUAUACUGCGUGUUCCUAAAUUAGAGGUUCAAUCGAAAAUUAUAUUCCUUGGAUAACUGAAAGAAAGUUUUAAAAACAGGGGCCUGCAAACCUUUUUUUAGGAA